CGCAGAGACGUGCCGGUGACGCACGCAGCGACGCGGAGACACACGCACACGCCCACGCACGCACGCACGCACGUGCACGCGCCGUGAGCUCGGGAGUGACUUAGCACCUGAUCGUGAGGGAGGUUCGACGCGUGCGGCAGUGUGCCAGUAGUGGCAUGGUGAGGAGGUGAUGGAGCCGGCAGGGACCCCGACGAGCGCCGACAUGCGCUGGAGUCGCUUGCUGUUGUGCUGCGCCCUCGCGGCCGCCCUCCUGCCCGAAGGCGCAGUGGGCCAGCACCCGCAUCAGUUGAGGUGGCGCGCCCAGGAGCCCUCGGUGCGCCACGCGGCCGGCGGAUACUACCGCGGUAGCGCUGGGUCGCACACCACGCCGAGGCCGGAGCCCGCCGCGGACGGCUACGCCAGGUUCUCCCAGGUGCGCCAGAUGACGGCCCAGCAGCACGGCGAGGCGACGGCCAAUAGCCGCGGCAGGUCCAGCCAGCGGGCGUACAGCAGGAUGCUCUUCAACUGGGACUUCGCGCCCGCCACAGCCGCCGUCCCCACCCUGAGCCGCGACCCUUGGCGCCGGCCCGAGCACGAGCAGCCGCCGCCGCGGCCGGCCAGCGCCGCGCCCGCGCACCCGGAGCGGCCGCGCCCGCCCGCGCACCUCGAGCACGCGACCCGGCCGGCGCAGCCUGCGCACCAAGGCGCUGUGCGACCGCGCCCGGAGCCCGAGGAGCCCGGCCUGCACGGCGCGCACGCCCUGCUGCACGGCCGUCAGCAGCAGUGGCGCACGCAGACCCCGGCGCCCGCCGCCGGCACGAGCCAGCUGCACGCGCUGCACAACCGGCACCACGCGCUCGUCCAGCACCGCCGCCCGGACCCGGACCUGCGCCCGGAGGACAGGAGCACGAACCACGUGGGCGGCGCGGUACCGCGCCCGCACGUGCACGUGCACGUCCCGGACAACGCCAACGAGAUCCACCAGCUGCACGUGGGCGGCGCGGUACCGCGCCCGCAAUUGCACGUCCCGGACCGCUCCAACGAGAUCCACCAGCUGCACCACGGGGAGCCCGACCGGCACCGCGGCAAGCAGAGGCGCCCGCACUUCCCCUACUGGCUCGGCGCCGACAACCAGACCCGCGGCGCGCUGGAGUCGGCCACGGCCUCGGCCCCACAGGGUGGACGGCGCGACGGCAUAGACUUCGUGCACGGCCAGCCUGACGAGGCGCGCGCCGUGGGGCCGGACGGCCGCCCCCGGGGCCGCAAGUGGUGGAACAGGCAGCGCAAGCGGCUGGAGCGGCGGCGCCAACAGGAGGAGCGCCGUCGCCAGGGCCUGCCGCCGCUGCCGCCCCCGCCGCAACGCCGCCCCACCGUCUGGAAGGCCCAGUUCCACGACUACAGCCUGCCGGCGGCCACCACCACCACCACCACCACGCAAGUGCCGCACCGAGAGCCGGCCGCGCCGGGCGAGCAGCGCCCGGGCCUUAACGAGGGUUGGGUGAGGAUCGUCAACCCGCCGCCGGAGAUCGCCUCCCGCUUCAACGUGCCCCUGGGCUCCGCCCGCACGGCCGCGCCGCCCGUAGCGCCGCUGCACCGCUACGACAUGGACAACGAGCUGGACGUGGUGUUCGGGGAGCCCCCCAAGGCCACCAGGCUCUACCAGCACGUGACCACACCCCGCAGCCUGCCGCUGACGCCCACCACGCCGCGCCCGCGUCACGAGAGCGCCACGUCCAUCUACCACCGCAUCCCGGGCAGGCUGUCCAAUACGGAGUAUAGGGUGCACGGUGCGCAGCGCAACCCUUACCGAGGCACCAUCGUGGUGCACGAGGUGAGGCCAACCACAACCACAUCCACAACCACCACAACAACCACCACAACAACCACCCCUGAACCUACCACAACGACUACUACUACAUCCGCCCCUGAGCCAACCACAACCACCACGACCACUACCCAACAACCACACACCACCACCACCACUGAACCUUCGCGGUCGUUGGAGGACAACAACGUCGCCGCUUCUUCGGAAGAGACUGGACCGGGUCGCAGGCCGAUAAUAGACAACAAUGUUGUGGCUGAGGGAAGCGAAGAAGUGGAAGAAGACAGAGUCGAGGAGGAGCUGGAGAGAGCCAGGCAGGAGCUGGAGAGGAGCAGGCUCGAACAGGAGAGGAUGCGACAAGAGGCCAUUGCUGGGGAGGAGGCGGAGAGAAAGGAGCAGGAGAGGAUCAGGAUAGAAGCUGCGUUAAAAGAGGAAGCUGAGAAGAUUGAGCAAGAGAGGAUCAGACUGGAGGCCAUCGCCAAAAAAGAGGCAGAGAGAAGAGAACAAGAGAGGGUAAGGCUGGAGACCAUCGCCAAGGAAGAGGCGGCCAGAUUGGAACAGGAGAGGGUCAGGCUGGAGACCAUUGCCAGGGAAGAGGCGGACAGAAGGGAACAAGAGAGGCUAAGAACGGAGACCAUUGCCAAAGAAGAGGCGGCGAGAUUGGAACAGGAAAGGGUCCGGCUGGAGAUCAUUGCCAAAGAAGAGGCGGACAGAAGGGAACAAGAGAGGAUAAGGAUGGAGACCGUCGCCAAGGAAGAAGCAGAGAGGAUCGAGCAGGAGAGAGAAAGGCUAGAGAAGGCCGCUAGAGAACUGGCAGAGAGAGAGGAGCAGGAGAGGAUAGAACAAGAGAGAAUCAGACAUGAAGAACAUAGGAAGGAAGAGGAAGAGCAGGAGAGACAAGAAGUAGUAACCGAGGACCAAUUGGCAAAGGAGGAGAAUGAGAAUGAGAUGAAGAAUAAGUUAAGAAAAGACGAAGAGGAACGUCAGGCUAGAGAGAAGCUACGGCAGGAAGAGGAAAGGAUACGACUUGAGACCGAAGAGGAGUUAACGAAGAUAGAAGAUACGAGACGUCUUGAUGACACGGAAGAAAAUAGACUUCUCGAAGAAAGGAGACUGGCAGAGCGGAGAGAGCAGGAGCGACUUGAGGAGCUCCGUAGAGAGGAGGAGAGGCUAGAAGAAGAGCGAAGACUUGAAGAACGUCGGGAGGAAGAAAGAAGAGCUGCAGAGCGCCGUGAAGAGGAGAAACGCCUGGAAGAAAAGCGAAGAAAGGAAGAGAUCGAACGUCUCCGACUCGAAGAAGAGCGAAAAGAAGAAGAACGUUUGCUGAAGGAGCGUGAGGAGGAAGAGAAGUUAGAGGCAGAGAGGAGGGUAGAAGAGAGGCGUCUAGAAGAAAAGAGACUUGAAGAGCGACGCCUAGAGAUGAGGCGAGAGUUUGAACGACGCCUGGAAGAGCGCCGGCAGGCAGAGAAGCUGGAGGAAGAGAGGCGCGAAGAGGAGCGCAAAGAACAAGCGAGGAGAGCGGAAGAGAGGCGCUUAACCGAGCGCAGAGAGCAGGAGAGAAGGGAGCAGGAGCGACGAGAAGAAGAGCGCCGCGAGGAAGAACGUCGUGAAGAGGAGCGCCGCCGUGAAGAGCAGCGCCAGGAGGUGCUGCGCCUCGAGGCACGCCUGCAAGAAGAGCGCCUACAGGCCGAGCGUAGAGAGAAGGAGCGCCUCGAAGAGGAGCGUCUUGCUGCCGAGCGCGCUGAGGAGGAUCUCCGCAGAAAGCAGCAACUUGCACUUCAGGAGCAAGAACGGGAACGACUGGAAAAGGAACGAUUGGAGCGGCUGAGGCUGGAAAAACAGAGGGCCGAGAGCGAGCGGGUGGACGAAGAGGAGGAAGAAGAGGACGAAGAGGAGGACGACACGAAAGAAAGUGAACAGGUUGGUAGCGUUGAGGAAAGUGGGGAGGAGCGAGUGGCCGUAGGAAAGGGUAGAGAGCGAGAGAGAGACGAAGAGAACGAGGUAGAAAAAGAAAGUGAGUUAGAGGAAAAAGAAAAUGUUGCCGUGGAAGAGCAAAGCAGGGAGGAAGAGGAAGAAAAAGAAGAUGAAGAGACUGAAGAUCAAAUAGGAGAGGAACGCCAAGAAGUAGACAAUGCAACUACGGAAAAGACUAAAGUUGAGGCGGAUUCGGUAGAGAACCAGGAUCACAAGUUGAAGAGCGCUGAAGAAACGGGUGCUACUGGCGAGGGUGGAUCAACAGAGGACACCCAGGGGGGAAAUGACAGUUCGGAGGAGGAGGAUGAGGAGGAAGAUCAAGUCAAAGUUAAAGAGGAAGAGAAAAGAAAGGAAGAAAUUGAUCCCCCAGUACAACAUGUUGAAACUUUAAACGAGGGAAAUGGGGAAGAAGUAUCCGUUGAAAAUGAGGCUGAUAGUGAAGGUGGCGAACAAGCCAAGGCGCACGAAACAGUAAAAAGCCAAGAAACUAAUGAAGACAAGUCAGACGAGGAGAGUUUCAGAAGUGAAGAUGAAGACGAGCGAACAGGAGAACGGGAAACGCAGGUAGAGCAUGAGGAAGGCGAUGAUGAUGAUGAGAGCGAUGAGAAAGAGAACGAGGAAGAGCACAGUACUCCUCCAAUCCCUUCCACCUCUUCACCCUCUUCGACCACGGAGCACGCGGAAAGUGAGAAGGGUGGCGCAUCGUCAGAAGAAUCUUCCAGGGAAAACGAGGUUCAAGAGGGCAAAGACGAUCAGGAAGGAGUCGGUGGUCGGGAUUCGGACGAAGACCUCAGCUGCAACGACGAGGCGCCAGAUUUGGAGCACGCCCAGAUCAGAUAUGUCCGCGCUGGCGAGACUGCGGAGGCCCACUACGAGUGCUACCCGGGCUACGCGCUGAGGGGCGAGGCGCGCCUGGUGUGCUCCGGGGGACGCUGGGUGGGCAACGUUCCCAGCUGCCAGCCCGUGGACCCGUGCCUCGAGGACCGCGGCGGCUGCGACCAGGUUUGCACCAACGUGGACGGCGAGCCCGAGUGCUCCUGCAGGGAAGGAUUCCGCAUGGACGGCGAUUUCUGUAUUGACGUGAACGAGUGCGAGAGCAACGGCGGCAAAGGGCCGUGCCAGGACGUCUGCGAGAACCUGGAGGGCAGCUACCGCUGCAGCUGCAGCGGCGUGGAGGGCAGCCGGCUGGCCUCGGACAACCGCACCUGCGAGGACGUGGACGAGUGCGCCGUCAACAACCACGGCUGCUCGCACACCUGCCUCAACACACAGGGCUCGGCCUUCUGCCUGUGCCCCGACGGGAUGGUGCUGCACUCCGACUGGAAGACCUGUGUCGCAGAGGAGAAGCAGACCAGCAAGGCGAAAGAGAGUAGCGAGCGCGAAGAGGAGGGUGAGCAGGAGGGUGACGAGGAUGAGCGAGAGGAAGGAGGGGAGGAGGAGGAGGAAGAGGAGGAAGAAGGGAACAGCGAUGCCGAAGGGGACGAGGCGGAGAGUGAUGGUGAAGGAGGUGGGGGUGAUGACUACGUGGACGACCAACCGAUCAGCGCGGUCGGGCGGCUGCCUAGACCAGAUGUAACCGUUCCUUGGAUAAAGUGUCCCCCGGACGUUAUCACGGAACUUUUGCCGGGGAGCACAACUUCCAAAGUGACAAUUGGUAAACCAAGACUGAGCCAUGGCAUAAGCUGGAAAAAUGACGUCGCCGCGCAUCCCUCGUGGGGGAAGUCCCGGCGCACGGAUCUGCCGGCCGGCAGUCACGCCGUGACGUUCAGCGUCAAGGACCCCGCCACUCGUAAGAAGGCGGCCUGCGUCGUCAUGGUCCACGUCCAACGCGCCGAGCCGCCGGUGAUAGCGGACUGCCCGCCGGUCGUCCGCGCCAGGGUGAAGGGAAGGAAGCGGUCAGCAGCCGUGACCUGGCCGGAGCCAACGGUCGAGGACAACGUGGGCGUCGCCAGGAUGCACCGAUCAAGAGAGCCGGGUUCGCGGUUCCCCAUCGGCAAGACGUUGGUGACUUACGAGGCGACCGACGCGGUGGGUCAGUCGUCGACGUGCAGCUUCCUGGUGGACGUCCGCAGCAAAGCGUAGUGAUAGGAUAUAUUUAAGUGAUUAUUUUUUACGUUAUUAUUCGUAUUAAUGUUACCAGAACGUAUAACUAUAAGAAGCACACAAUGGUGCGUUAUUUUAAAUUUUUUACGGUUCUUUAGAGUUUGAGAUUUUUUCUAUGAAAACGUGUAGAAUCGGGGAAAAUGUUAAUGUCCAUCAGGAGACAGAUGUAGUAUGUGUCAGAGGGUGUGUGCAUGGUGUGUGGUGUGUCGCCGCGCGUGGUGUGUCCCGCCCACCCAGAGGCGGCGCACUCUCAGGCGGGAACUAAAUGAUGGCAAACGGCCUGGAAGCUGAUCUGAACACGAAAGAAGUGACAUGAAAAAAAUUAGUGCCCAGUCCCAGUCAAGGGACAUAAUUUUUCAGCGGGCCCUGUGUGUUCGCUGUCUGCUCCGUUUUCCUGCGGUGCACCUGCAAAGGAGAAAGGGCGCAAAGAGGCGUGUGUGAUUGGUUCAGGUUGUAAUGCAAAACGAUGCUGUUUUGGUGCUGUGUAAAAGUUUUUAUUUUGUCAUAUUCAGAAAGUUUUAGCGUCUGAAUAUAUUUAACCUACCAGGAGUUUUAGAGACAAAUAUGUUAGAUAAAUGAACGGCAGUCUACGGCUUGGUCGAAAUGAAUCGAACGUUUCGUUGCAUGCUUUUGGUUUGCUGAGUAAGUUUCUCUUGCAUUGAAGUGAAUAUAUUUUGAGUUGCUUUGUACACAUCCAGUUUUAGGGAACGGCAGACGCACGUUGCACGUGUUAUAAAACGGGUAUAGAAAAUACUGACGAGAACAAAGUAACAGGCGUGGGCAUAAGUACAGUUUAUUAUUUAUUUAUUUUGUACACAUCGAGCUCGAGCUUGAAAUAGACCUGAAGCGGAAUAUGCCGUGACUUCAAGGUUGAAGUCCCCUCGACUUACAUAUACUUGAAACAGUAGUAAUUAUAUAUAAGAACGAAACUACUGUCUCAGGCUGCAACACCACUAGACCUGCGCUUUAAUUUCAAUUUUCACGUUACGUACUUCAAAGCUUUUCCUACUUUCAUAAUAGAUGUAUAGUGCUGUAGUAUGCCUUCGAUGCAUGACUCGUGCAUACGGGUAUAAACCCCUGGGUAGUAUCGGUGCCGUUAACUCGUGCCAAAUUCAAGACGAUCCAAGAACACCCUUUUCUCCGACAAUAAUGAUGGGAGUCUUUUAAAUGCCAUACACCCGCGUUUUAUGCCAGACACCCGAGCCCCGAGACAACUCACGCUCAAAACAUCAGUGGAACCUAAAUGUUACUUGCCCUAUAACCGACAAUGGCCGCACAAAGUAACAUUUUUUUUCAUAUGGCAGUUAGGGGUACAUGUUGCCUGAAUACUGUGGUUCCUUUGUUUGAUGUGAACACCCGAAUGAGUACCAGCGUGUAACUGGAUUAACUAUCCCGGCAAAAGUAAAUAGUUUUUAAAGAUUUUCAUUCAUUUAAAUCUUGAUUUGAAACUUACUUAAUUUUAAGAGAAGAUAAUCAAUCAAGAGACUGUACUUGAUCAGCAUAACCAACCUUUGAAUAUCAUUGACUUUCUCAAUCAACAUGUUCGCAACUGACUAGAUAUUAGAUAUUAAUACAAUCACCAUAGGAAUAAGCCCUCGCCUGAAUCAAGCCUGAAUCCUAUGUAAAUAAACAUUUAAAAGAA
Molecule: messenger RNA, 7520 nt
Organism: Frankliniella occidentalis (western flower thrips)
Lineage: Eukaryota; Metazoa; Arthropoda; Insecta; Thysanoptera; Thripidae
Exons: 13
Coding region: 170-5857 (1895 amino acids)
Biological process (GO): signal transduction
Cellular component (GO): cell surface
Molecular function (GO): calcium ion binding
Source: RefSeq, a predicted model, not a curated record